CUGAAGAAACUACCAAUGGCAGGUCGUCUCCUUCGCUUGGCCUCGGAUGGAUGAUGCGGAUGAAACGAUUCAGCCGCCUGCGACCGCCAGCACUGCUCAGCGAGCUGAGCAUCACUUCUCCUCGCUGACGCUCGACCAAGGUGAACCCUUCCAUCACCUGGAAUGGCGUAUUCGUUGAGCCUAACUACUCCAGGGGUCUUCAAGUGGGGCUCCAGUCCCUGUUCCCACACUCCGCCAGGAAAAUUCGGAAUGCGAGUUACCAGGCUCCCCUCUUCUUCCUUCAGAGUUCGAGCCGUCCAAGACGACGAAACGCCUCGCAGGCUAAUCGACAUCAUUAGAAUUGUCCCUGAGAUCUCGAGGAAUUACUUCCGCAGCCGCCCUCGGAGAGCGCUCUUUGGUGGGAUCUCUCUUCUAGGGGGCUUUUACGUCGCGCAAACAAUCUCCUUGUCGUUCGGAGCAUUGGGGGUGAACGAUGUCAUUGCCGCCGUGCUUUGUGUUCUCUUGACGGAGUACGUCACCAGGUUUUACUACACCCGGCCGAAGGUUACUUUCCCCGUCGCUCUCCUCAAUAAUUUCAAGAUGGGUUUCACCUACGGACUCUUCAUUGAUGCCUUCAAGCUCGCUAGUUAGCGCGACGAAUUCAGAGGAAAGGUGUAGAUGUCAGAUGGCAGCAUAUUACCUAUGUACAUGUUACAGUGUAUGAGAGUACAAUCCUGGCUUGUAUCCUAUCUUGCUUCCUUUACUAGCCACAUUAAAGCCUUGUUGAUUUAUACAAUUUUGCUCUGCUUCUAUUAGAUUAUCCUGACUGCUACUUGUUGAUAUGGACAUGCAACUUGCAUUGAUCUGGUUUUAACUCAGUGCAAUCUAUUUCACAGAUGAGGCUUUUUCCCCCA
Molecule: messenger RNA, 893 nt
Organism: Eucalyptus grandis
Lineage: Eukaryota; Viridiplantae; Streptophyta; Magnoliopsida; Myrtales; Myrtaceae
Product: ycf20-like protein
Exons: 2
Coding region: 163-630 (155 amino acids)
Source: RefSeq, a predicted model, not a curated record